This is a messenger RNA of Fragaria vesca subsp. vesca, 702 nucleotides long. RefSeq names its product NADH dehydrogenase [ubiquinone] iron-sulfur protein 4, mitochondrial-like. The transcript has 5 exons. The record is from RefSeq and is a predicted model, not a curated record. The coding region runs from base 114 to 581 and encodes 155 amino acids. Lineage: Eukaryota; Viridiplantae; Streptophyta; Magnoliopsida; Rosales; Rosaceae. Gene Ontology annotation, biological process: electron transport chain.
AUGGCGCAAAAGCACCAACUCUUCCGAACCUUCUGGUGCUAACACGGGUAGCGAGGCACGAUUUAUCGUCGUCUCUUUAAAAAAAUCGCUGUGGUUGCCUUGCCUGACCAAACAUGGCGAGCUCUCUACGACACGGAUUCAUCAAAGCCCGAUCACCUCUUCUCUCCCGGACGAGAUGGUUCUCCUCGUCGCAAUCUCAGGCGGUGGUGGAGACCAAGAUUCCCGACGUCGGCAUCAUCUCUGGAAUCCCCGAACAGCAUCUCAAAAGAAGGGUCGUAAUAUAUUCUCCUGCUCGAACUGCAUCACAGCAAGGUUCUGGGAAAGUUGGGAAAUGGAAAAUUAAUUUCCUUUCUACGCAGAAGUGGGAAAAUCCAUUGAUGGGUUGGACUUCCACUGGUGAUCCCUAUGCCAAUGUGGGUGAUGCAGCACUGAGUUUCGAUAGUGAACAAGCUGCAAAGGAGUUUGCUGAGAAACAUGGCUGGGAUUAUACGGUCAGGAAGCGUCACACACCACUUCUAAGGGUCAGGACUUAUGCAGACAACUUCAAGUGGAAGGGGCUGCCAAAGAGCGAGGAGAAGUGAAUUGUGUACUUUCUAGAUCCCAAAGCUCUUAGGCCUGUGAGUGCCUGAGCUUAGUUUUUUAUCCCAUUAUGGUUUUCCUAGACUCUGGUUUAUUUCUUAGUUGUGUUGUUGUCUAUGCUUA